Messenger RNA from Plasmodium falciparum 3D7, 3198 nucleotides. Its product is annotated as putative kelch protein. The record is from RefSeq and is a predicted model, not a curated record. NCBI's taxonomy places the organism in Eukaryota, Apicomplexa, Aconoidasida, Haemosporida, Plasmodiidae.
AUGUCAUUAACUUUAAUUCGUCAUGAUGAGGAAGAAAAAAGAAGAAACAGUGUUCACAAUCCCACUGGAAGAAUAGGACACUCUCUUCACUUCUAUUAUGAUAUAAGUCAGACGAAGGAUGUUUGUGAACAGAGUUCAAUGCAUGAAAAGGAAGAGAAUGAACUUAAUGACAAUAAUGUAAAUGAUGAAAACAAUAAUAUGAAUGGUUAUAAUGAUUUUAUAAAUGGGAAAUAUAAAAUAGUAUUAUAUGGUGGUGGGUUACUAGACUAUGAUUUCACAAAAAAUUAUGCCAGUGAAUUUUUAAUGAAUGUUCAUGGAGAUAUGACCAAAUGUGAUAAUAAUGAAAAUGAUAAGGAUAGAAAAAGUAAUAUAUAUAAUUCAACAAGUAUAGAAAAUUAUUUAAUUAAAACAUAUAAUGAUACAUAUAUAUGUGAAGAAGAAAAUGAAAAAUUUAUAAAUUGGAAAAAAAUCAAAACGUAUAAUGUACCUUCACCUAGGGCUUUUCAAGCUUCAUGUGUAGUAAAUUUAGGACGUAAUGGAGUAUUUCUAUUUGUACAUGGGGGGAAAAAAAAAAAUAAUAUAUUAGCAGACAAUAAAUUGCAUGCCUUGAAUUUAACUGUUGUAUCUUCUUAUGGUAAUAAUGAAAAGGUGACGAAUGAUGAUAAUAAUAAUAAUAGUAAUACUAAUCAAAGUGAUAGUAAUAAUAAUAAUAAUAAUAAUAAUAAAAACCUAUGUGAUAGUAAUAAUGAAGGUAAUUACCAUUGUGAUCAAGAAUGUAACCCUUAUAAUGAACAAUCUUCAAAAAUUGCAGAAAAUAAUAUUAAUCAGUUAAAUAAUUCAAACUUGUUAAACGAACAUAAAAUUAGUUCUAUGAAUAAUAUUUGCUUAAGUAACAAUAUAGAAAAAAAAAAUAAAAAUCAAGGGAACUGUUCAUCCUCAUCAUGUGUUGACUCAAAUAAUCAUGUUUCUUCAUCAACGCCUUCUUUAACUUCAUCCUCAAAUUCAUCAGAUUCUUCAAAAUUAUCUCGACCUCCAUUCUAUUUUAAAAACGAAAAAGAUAUGAUAAAUGAUACUAACGGUGUAUAUAUAAAUUCUCGUAAACCUAUUAACGAUAUGUUAAAAACAGACACAUCCAGUUGCUCUAAUUACAGUUCGGAUUAUUCAUAUACAAGCGAAUCAGAAAAAAUUAAAAGAAAAUGGGUAGAAAUUAAAAUCAAAGGGAAAAAACCUAGCAAGAGAUAUGGACAUAGUUUAGAUUUUUUAUAUCCACACCUUGUUUUAUUUGGUGGAAAUGAAGAAAUUUGUGAUGAAGAUAAUUCUUUUUGUAAAAAUGAUUUAUGGAUUCUAAAUAUUAAAAAAUGUAAAAAAGGAAAAGAAACAAAAAAUGGACAUACAUAUUGUUAUUCCUAUUUUCUAUGGGAAGAAGUAAAUUAUCAAUAUGUAAAUCCAUUUGGAAGAUCUUUUCAUUCAACUGCAAUUUGGUAUGAUACAAAAAAAAAAAAAAAUAAUUUAAUUUUAUAUGGUGGUAAAAUGAAAAAUCAAAAUCUUUGUAGUAGAUUAUUUUUAUUACAAUAUAAUGGAUAUAUAUGGUCUUGGUCUAUCUUACCUGUAUAUGUUAAUACUUUAAAUGAACAUAGAGCAUAUCAUUCUAUGAUAUGUGCUAAUAAUUAUAUAUUUAUUAUAGGAGGUGAAGAAUAUAAUUAUAAAUAUAUAGAAAAAAUGCCUUCAGCCUUAUAUUCUUUUGAAUCUAAAAAAUUUCAGUAUAUUAAUGAUUUUACAGCAAAGGCAUGUCUAAAAUGUUUUGCAAAACAAGAUAUUAUUUAUUCAUGGGGGGGAUUUACAGAUAUACCAUUUGAUCAUAAUUUCUUCCCAAAUAAUUUUGUUCUGCUUCAUAUGAAUGUACAUAUCGCUUCUACACAAAUAAAAGAUGGAUUAUCAGAUGAUAACGAUGGAAAUGUUAGUUUAAUUAUGAACAUAGAGGAGAAUCCAGAUGACAAUAUAUAUAAAAGGAUGAGUAAAAGAGUAAUGAAAAUAGAAAAUAAAAAAAACCAACUAGAAAAAGAUUUAUCAUAUCAGAUCAAAUUAAAUGAAAAUAUGAAUUCUCAAUUAAAGGAACAAAUAACACAAUAUCAAAAAAUUAUGUAUUUGUUAAAUGUAAAGAAUAAGCAAAAUGCAUAUUUGUUAGAUUUAUUAAAAAAAAAAAGCGGUUACAUGGUAGAUAAUAUGAAAGGGGAAUUGGAAAAUAAUAAUAACCUUGUUAGUGGCGAUAUACAAAAUAAUAAUCUUGUCAAUAACAAUUUUGCGUUCAACAAUAUUAAUAAUAAUUAUAAUGUAUAUGAAAACUCUAACGUUAUUCCGGAAAACACAUUAAAUGUUAUGGGCGCAAAUAAUAUGCAUAACGAAAUAAAUAGCAAUAAUAAUAACAAUAAUAAUGAUAACAAUAAUAACAAUAAUAAUGAUAAUAAUAAUAAUAAUAAUAAUAUUGAGCAAUAUAGACAAAGUACUACAAUAAUAAAUACACCAAACCAAAAUAUGUUCGAUAACAAUAACAAUUUUAAUAAUUCAGUAGAUAAUAUAAAUAGUUACAAUGAAAUUAUUUUCCAUCAAAAUGUACAAAAUUACAUAACUCCCAAUGGAACUACAAAAGAUAAUAUACAAAAUGGUUUACAAAAUAAUAUGCAACAAUGCUCUCAAUCCAUAGAUCAACUAAAUGUUUUCAAUAAUGAACAAAUAAAAAAUGAUUUAUUAAAUAUUGAAAAUAAUAUAUCAAACACCUCGGGAAAUACAAAUAAUUAUUAUUUAAAUGGAAAUGUUAAUGUUAAUAACAACAAUUUUGAUUUUAAUUUAAAUGUAAAUGACUAUUCAAAUUUUGUUACGGAUAAAUUACCGCCUUAUAGUAAUUCAUCUGACCUGUUCAUAAAUAAUAACAUGAAUUUUCUGAACGACGCUAGUACUAGCCAUGUUAAUUUUCCGCUAGCUAAUUCUCAAGUUGUUCAGGUAAAUAAUAAUUAUAUUGGCAAUAUGGAAGCAAGUGUAAAACAUAACAUAAGUGUGGAGAAUACAUUAAAUGAAAUAAAAGCGCCUGAAGUGGAAUUACCAUCAAAUCAAAGGGCUCGUAGAAAAACAGCUGAAAAAUGUUUAAAAUUAAUAGAGCAAGAUAGAUUAAGCAGGAUGCAAAGUGAAAGCAAUGCUCAAUAA